Vigna unguiculata (cowpea) is the source of this 587-nucleotide messenger RNA. RefSeq lists its product as uncharacterized. The record is from RefSeq and is a predicted model, not a curated record. NCBI's taxonomy places the organism in Eukaryota, Viridiplantae, Streptophyta, Magnoliopsida, Fabales, Fabaceae.
UAAAAAAAAUAGAGAAAAUCGCAAAAAGCAAGUAAUUCCUCAUACUGGUGGUUCUAAACCUAUGUCAAGAAGAAGACAUGAGAUGUUUUUGGAAACUGGACAACUGCCUAGUCGGGGAAAGUUAUACAUUGAUACUCCUAAAAGAAAGGAUGUAUCAUUUGUAAAUGAUGCGGCAAAGGCUAUAUCGGAACAAAUUGAAGUGGGUUUGACUCAAAGCACUAAUGAUGAAUCAGAGGUUUCUCCUAAUGAUGUUGUUGGUAGAGUGUUAGGCGCAGAGCAUUCUGGGAGGGUUCGAUGCAUGGGUUUAGGAGUAGCUCCUACUAACUCAUUUAGAAAUACAAGAUUUCAACUUUCGAAUUUAAGCAUUGCUUCAUCUAGUGCUGCCACAUCAUCAACAUCUUCUGAUCAAUGGCAACAGAAGUACACUAAUUUAGAAUCCCAAAUUCAAACCACCUUGGGUGCACUAAAAGCCUACAUGAUAAUGAAGGAAAGAAAGAUCCCUGAUGAAUUAACUGCCUUCUUUGAUCCUCAAUCACAAGUCAGUUAUGUCCAGCCUUUGCAACAUUUAGGGUGUUGAUGAUGUUUUU